Messenger RNA from Trifolium pratense (red clover), 1433 nucleotides. Its product is annotated as rust resistance kinase Lr10-like. NCBI's taxonomy places the organism in Eukaryota, Viridiplantae, Streptophyta, Magnoliopsida, Fabales, Fabaceae. Gene Ontology annotation, molecular function: protein kinase activity; ATP binding. Gene Ontology annotation, biological process: protein phosphorylation. Bases 40 to 1221 code for a protein of 393 amino acids. The transcript has a single exon. The record is from RefSeq and is a predicted model, not a curated record.
GGCGCACGUGAUUGAGGAUUGAGGAUUGUGGAAGUUGGAAUGUUUACAGGAACGUAUUUGCUGCCAUAUAUUACAAUUAGAAUUAUGUUGGGCAUCAUAUUGUUCACUAUGCUGUUGAUUAGUACGUAUCGAAGAAGACAUGCAUCAAUAUAUGAAAAUAUCGAAGAUUUUUUGCAAGGUAAUACUCUUAUGCCAAUAAGGUAUUCAUACAAAGAGAUAAAGCAGAUGGCUAAAAAUUUUACGGUAAAAUUGGGUGAAGGAGGUUAUGGAGAUGUGUAUAGAGGAAAUCUAAUUAGUGGACCAUUUGUAGCCAUAAAGAUGUUGAAGAUAAAAUCAAAUGCUAAUGGGCAAGAAUUCAUAAGUGAAGUUGCAACCAUAGGAAGAAUAUACCACUCAAAUGUGGUAAGACUUGUCGGGUUUUGUGUCGAAGGAUCAAAACGUGCUCUUGUUUAUGAAUACAUGCCUAAUGGCUCUCUUGAUAAAUAUAUUUUCAACAAAGAGGGUGUUGUAUUUUUAACUUACAACCAAAUAUAUGAGAUAUCUCUUGGAGUGGCUCGUGGAAUUUCUUAUCUUCAUCAGGGUUGUGAUAUGCAAAUUUUACAUUUUGAUAUUAAGCCUCAUAACAUCCUUCUUGACAAAAAUUUCAUCCCCAAAGUUUCGGACUUUGGUCUUGCAAAGCUUUAUCCUAUUGACAAUAGCAUCGUCACUUUGACGGUAGCUAGAGGAACAAUUGGGUACAUGGCUCCUGAAUUGUUCUACCAAAAUAUCGGAGGAAUAUCAUACAAGGCUGAUGUGUAUAGCUUUGGAAUGCUUUUGAUUGAAAUGACAAGUAGGAGAAGAAAUUUGAAUCCACGUGCUGAACAUUCAAGUCAACUUUACUUUCCCUUAUGGAUUUAUGAUCAAUUGUAUAAAAAUAGAGAGAGGGAAAUGGAAGAUGUUAUCAUGGAAGAAAUUAAUGAUGUUUUGAAGAAAAUGUUCCUAGUUGCACUUUGGUGUAUACAGUUGAAACCCGUUGAUCGUCCUUCAAUGAAAAAAGUAGUCGAGAUGCUCGAAGGAGAUAUUGAAAAUAUUGAAAUGCCUCCAAAACCUUUACUAUAUCCAGGUGAAACAAUUCAAGAGAAUCUUGAUAACAACUCAAAGGAAACUAUAUCAGAUGUUGGCUCUACCAGUUAUGUGGAGGAAAUUGCAACUAAUCCUUUAUUGAAGUACUAUUCAGCUUGAUAAUUGCAAGAAUUAUAUGCAUUAUAUUUGCAUUUUUUUUUUUUGUCUUAUGGCCUAAUAUAUAUAUCAGUGUACAUUUGGCUUUAUUUGUAAAAUAUGAAAUAUGAAUUAGUCACUUUAGUUAAUAAAAUGUAAUUAUUGCAUGUGCAAUAUGCAAACAAAACAUAUAUUUCCCAAAGGAAUAUGGAACCUGAUAAUAUUUCCAAUAUGUA